Molecule: messenger RNA, 2548 nt
Organism: Mugil cephalus (flathead mullet)
Lineage: Eukaryota; Metazoa; Chordata; Actinopteri; Mugiliformes; Mugilidae
Gene: c4h1orf159
Product: chromosome 4 C1orf159 homolog
Exons: 9
Coding region: 215-814 (199 amino acids)
Source: RefSeq, a predicted model, not a curated record
GGGCCACGCUCGAUGAAAGCAAACAGCACCGAGCCUCUCGCCGUAGCUCGUCUGUUUGUGUCUGAGCUGCAGAGGUGUGUUUGAUGACGAAUCUGCCAACAGAUACAAGUGACGGUGCGGUAAUACCUCUGCGGCGGACCAGAUCUGCCUGUUGAACCACACCUAGGAGUUUGGUCGGGCCAAAGCCUGGUGUAUUUUGUGACAGGGGUUGAUUAUGGCUCUGUCAUUCCUUUUGGUCCUGGCUGCCACUGUGAUUCUUAUCAGACCUGAGACACCUGUGACUAAGGCUCUGCACCAGAACUCGCUCGAGUGCUGUGGCGAGAAGCAGAGAACCAACGGUUCAUGUUCCAACGACACUCACUGUGAACCAGGAUGCUUCUUGCGCGUCCUUGAGAACAGCAACACUGUCUGCAUAUUCUGCGACUCAGCGGCUGUGGAUUUGGAGAACAUAACAGUCUGCACCUACAACUACACAGUGGAGCGUAAAAACCACACAACUGUAACUACUGUCAUUCCUAAAAUUGGAGGCCCCGGUGUGGCAGCUUCUCUUCUUCUGGGAACACUGCUGAUCAGCCUGUUCCUGAUCCUCUCUGUUGCCUCCUUUUUCUACCUCAAACGCUCCAACCGGCUCCCGAGCAUCUUCUACCGCCGCAACAAGGCCUUCAUAUUCCAACCAAGUGAGACAGCUGUUAUGAUCCCUUCCUCGUCAGUGAGGAAGCCAAGAUAUGUCCGAAGGGAGCGGCCCUCGGCGACGUCAACGAUGAACCGUGCCACCAUACCCACAGAGUCCACGACCCAGGUCUACAAUGUGUAGGGAGGAGGGUUGGAGGGGGCUCAGGUGCAGAGAGGACGGAGAGCUCAGAAACGAGGUUAGAUUUUUGUUAGUUUCAGAAUAAUCGACAAAGGCCUGGACAGCGUGCGCGAGCAUCUGCGGUUGCCUCGUCUGUAUUUAAUAAGAGUUUAAAAAGUAUCCAGAAACCAACCUGUCAAUCUCCUGCUCCGAACUGUCUGUGAUCAUUUAGCUUUUCUUUGAAAAGGAGCACAUUUGUGUUUAUUUCCCGGGAUAAACAGUUUGCUUCUCUGUGGUCUGUGUAAAAACUGACGGGUUGGGUUAUAUUUUCUGUCAUUUUUUGCGAUGAAUGAAAGUCCCUCAAUGAGUGGAAACACUGACAAUAAGAAGUCUUACUAGUUUGAACAUGUGGACCUGUCUGUAAUAGGAAUAGUUUGAGAGUUAGAUGAGAAGAUCAAUAUCACUCUCAUGCCUCUGUGUAAAUUGUGAAGGCAAAAGCCAAACGUUACUGAGCUUAUGACAAAAAUUACAAAUAAGGAAACGGGUCCUCUGGCUCUGUCCAGUCUGGGCAGCAUAUUUUUGUGACCUUUACACAGAACCUGUCUGACUGUUUCCUCAUUCCCAACUAAAAAAGACAAAUGGAGCCAGUGACCAAGUUCAGCAGCUGUGAUUGUUUUUGGGCAUAAAGUGAGAGCACAGUAACAUCUGAUGGGUUUUUACAUGUGUGUUAUUUAUUUCCAUUUUGUAACCAUGCACUGAGUUUUACUUCUUCGAAUCAACGAUGUGUCUAAUAGCAUUCGAGUUCUUCUAGUGGACCGGGAUGUUUUAGGGGGAGCUACCGUGGGCACUGUACUGACGAUUGUUUGUUUGAUUGUGUUUUCCUUCUCGCCAUCGUAUUUAUUAUGUUUGUGAUCAGCCGAGGUGAAUGUAUUUUCAUAAUUGUCAUGUAUCGCACUCCUUGUGCGUUCGGUCCUGAAAGCAGAAAUUCAGAAAAUAAUUUUUAGUAAAACGUUACGUGAUCCAGCAUUUAAAAUAACCAACACUGUUCCAUGAAGUUCAUUUUAAAUUCCAAGACCUUGCGCACUUUAUUCCUCUCAGGUCUUCAGCUAACGUUGGACCUUCAUUUCGGAAAAAAAAAUACUCAAAAUAGGUCGUUGCCAUGAGAUUUUGUUGUUGUUGUUGUGUAGGCAGCAACAUUAUAGUUGCUUUGUGAUCGUUACUUGACUACUGUUACCAUUGCCAAAUGUUUUGAACAAAAACUGGCCGUUACUGUAUGCCAUUACUGUGAUAACUGUGCCAUUAUGAGCUUUAAAUGCAGCCGGGAGGAGUUUAAUCAUGAUGUAUCUGUGGUGAAUUAUUGGGUAUUUUGACUUAUAUCCAGUGGCCUUUACUGUAUCAACAACUCUAAACCUUAUUAACCAAGUUAUCCGAGCUUUUUUGCUACAUGGUGUUUCAUUUUAACAUCAUUUUUUAUUUUUAUGUUUGUAUCAUGACAACACUACGGCUGAAAAAAGCCAUUUCCAUCUCCAGCAUAUGUGGAGCCAUCUAAAGUUGAACAUCAGAAAAGAUCAUUCCAUGACUAUUCCCCUUUUUUUCCUUUAUGUGUUUACCGUUGUAAAGACCACCAUAAGCUGAAUACAUGUACAUAUUGUUUUAUACAAAUGCUUUUGUAAUGAUGUACAUAUUCUAGUUUCAGUGCCAUAAAGAAAGUUCAGAAGAUGUAUGUAUUGUUUGCAGAAAUAAAGCACCUUUCCAUAA